Molecule: messenger RNA, 5249 nt
Organism: Labeo rohita (rohu)
Lineage: Eukaryota; Metazoa; Chordata; Actinopteri; Cypriniformes; Cyprinidae
Gene: b4galt2
Product: UDP-Gal:betaGlcNAc beta 1,4- galactosyltransferase, polypeptide 2
Exons: 7
Coding region: 519-1658 (379 amino acids)
Biological process (GO): carbohydrate metabolic process
Molecular function (GO): glycosyltransferase activity
Source: RefSeq, a predicted model, not a curated record
AACCUGCCUCCCUAUGCCUUUAUUCGCACACCCAUCAUCUCUCCUCGCCAAAAACACAGAACGGACAGAUGAAAACACACGGCAAAAUAUUUAGUCUCAUCCCUGGAGUGUUCGCUGUUGUCAAGGGCUCUCAACAACAUGGAUAUAUAUAAUAUUCCUGCGAUAUGGCAUAAUCCUUUCAUCAUUGUGCAUUUCUUUUCGAAAAAUGAAUUAAUCGGCGUUGUCGGCAGAAAGAAAUAACGCUAUCCAGCAAGUAACUCUCUCGUUUUAUAUGGAUAUUAUGAUCAAACUAACUGUAUUUCACACAGACGACACAUUUAUGGCUGAAACUGACAGUUCUUCCAAAAUAGAGAGUCAGCUGAAGUGAAUACAACAAAGAUGAAUCCCUUAUAGAGGAGCUGCCUGGCUUGCAAAGGAUCAAGGUGAUAUUCGUAAAUUGCAGUCUGGGAGGGUUCAGCGGCGCGGAGAGGUGACGUUGACCGGAUGCGUGUAGCGGAGCGUGCCGUGUGGCUUUGACCAUGAGCCGGCUGAUGUUGGGCCGGACCCUGGAGCGGAUCUGCAAGGCUGUGCUGUUGCUCUGCCUGGUGCACUUCCUAAUCAUGAUGAUCCUCUACUUCGAUGUCUACAGUCAGCGCUUCGACAUCUUCAGCCGUUUCAACAAUGGCCGUGGAGCGAACAGCUCACGAGGACCCCACCACUACUACUAUAAUUUCUCCAGUGGAAGGCCCAACACUACCUUUGCAAGUUACCUGGCCACAGCUGACCAUCUUUUGCCCAGCACCAAACCAGAGGCCAACCACACACCGCCGACCCCUAAGCCAUUACCACCAUGUCCGGAGAUACCGCCUGGUCUGGUUGGACGUCUCCUCAUCGAAUUCAGCUCCCAGAUAACCCUCGAGCGGGUGCAGAGAGAGAACCCUAAUGUGACAGAAGGGGGAAAAUACACUCCUCCAGACUGCCGGCCAAAACAAAAGGUGGCCAUCAUCAUCCCAUUCAGGCACAGAGACAACCACCUGAAAUAUUGGCUUCACUACUUGCACCCAGUCCUGCGCAGACAGAAGAUCGACUAUGGGAUCUAUAUCAUCAACCAGCUUGGCGAGGACACCUUCAAUCGGGCCAAGCUUCUUAAUGUUGGCUACACAGAGGCUCUUAAAGACGCAGAAUACGACUGCUUCAUUUUCAGUGACGUGGACCUGAUCCCUAUGGAUGACCGGAACUUGUACCACUGUUACGACCAGCCCCGUCACUUUGCCAUUGCCAUGGACAAAUUCGGCUUCAGGCUGCCCUAUGCGGGGUACUUCGGAGGGGUGUCUGGCCUUAGCAAAAAACAGUUCCUCAAAAUCAACGGCUUCCCUAAUGAAUACUGGGGCUGGGGAGGUGAAGAUGACGACAUUUACAACAGAAUCACACUAAAUGGGAUGAAAGUGUCUCGGCCCGACGUGAGAAUCGGCCGCUACAGGAUGAUCAAGCAUGAGAGAGACAAGCACAAUGAGCCAAACCCCCAGAGGUUCAGUAAGAUCCAGAACACCAAGAACACCAUGAGGAAAGAUGGGAUCAGCUCGCUGAUGUACAGAGUGGUGUCUGUGAAGAAAUACCCGCUCUACACCAACAUUUCCGUAGAGAUCGGCAAGCCUCCUCCCAGACCUCUCAAAGGAUAGAGAGCUACCGAGGACACCAUGACCUUCUUAAAGUUCAGCACACAAACACACACACACAAACUCUGCCCAGGGUCACCUUCCUAUGAUACAGCAGUGAUAUGCUGAACAGGUUAGUUCUCAGGAAUACAUGGAAGCUUGAUGUGGAUCCAUCGAUGUAGAUUCAUAUCCUGAUCCAGAUCGAGAUGUGCACACAGUGUCUGGAGGGACGGGAAUAUCAUCAUACUCCAACAGCUGUUUUGGUCAGACCUUGAGGAUCAAUUCAAGCUUUUAGGAUCUUAAAAGGAGGAUUGUUCAAUUCUGGUUUUUGGUAAGUGACGUUGAUCUGCGAAGACGAACAGCCUGGUCACUUGAUGUAAAUCAGUCAGAACAUACUGUACAUUUCAAAAGCGAAUGUGUCUUUGUACCUGCGAUGCUUGCAGUGUUCAAAUCUCUUCUUUCGUAUCUCAGAUGUUGGUUGAUCAUGUGAGGUUGAUAAAUCGGUGCUUGAAGUUGGCUCCUUUGGAUUGUGUCUCUAUCUUGCGCUCUCUUUUAUUUUGUAUCGUCUCUUGGGACUAAGCUGAAUUUCGUCAGCCAUGAAAACGCUUCUCAGCAUUUCUGGGGAAAGGAACCCCUUGUUGGGAUUUCUUCAUGGGAACCUGGGGGACAAUUAUGUGAUGUGAUUAGACUGGAUAUGGACUAGUCCUACAAGCACAUGACUGUCAGUCAAUAUGGCAAAUCCGCAGCAUAUCCUCUAGCUGCCUGGAGAAACAGCAAGAACUUUUGCUGAGGGAUAGAGGAGCUUCUGUAGAAGUUACUGAUGAUCAAACCUCUGUAUCUAUCACCACAUGCUCAAAACUGACUGUGCUACGAGCCACCCUUUCUUUGUUUACGUUCAUUUGCCUCAAAGAUUCAUAUUUAGAUCUGUCAUAUAUCAAAGCUUUUUUUAAAAACUUGGAGGAUGCUACAAUGGGUGCUUUGAUCAAAUAAUGCCCAUUUAAUUUAGUUUUAGAGUCUCGUGCCUCUUUUGAUGAUCAUCUUUGGAGGUGUAAUUAAAUGAUGCUCUGAUAUGUCCAAGAUAAAAAUAUAUAUAUAUAUAUAUAUUCACCCAGGGUCCAAAAUCACCAUUUCGCCACACCUGCCAAUUCAAGUAAAUUGAAAGCAUUUACUGGCCGUAUUUAUUUCUUAUGAAUCAUCCAUGAAUCAACAUAUUUUUGUCUUUGUGACAGACAUUAUUAUUAGCUGUCUUUAGCAUAUUUGUAAGAGCACAGUUCUCCAAGAAGCUAGUUAAGCCUUAACUGCGCUAUAAAACAUGAAGACCUAUAAUUUUGUUCUUUCAUGUUUUUGUUUUAAUAACUUAAUGUGAAAAAUAUUCACGCACUAGCUUUCAAAAAUGUGGGGUCAGUUAGAUAUUUUUGAAAGAAAUACUUUUAGUCAAUGCUUUAAGACUUUUACAUUCUUAUAGUUUAAAUUUUAAAUAAAUGCUCUUCGAAAGUCCUGUUCUUCAAAGAUGAAUCAAAUGUAUGACAGUUUGUAAAUGUAAAAUAUUGGCUGUUUUCACAUUGGUAACAAUGGGAAAUUUUUCUUGAGUGCCAGAUUAGCGUAUUAGAAUGAUUUCUGAAGACUGAAGUAAUGGCGGCUGAAAAAUGAUUACAGGAAAAAAAGACAAAUAUAUUAAAACAAUAUUGCUGUUUUACAACAUUUUUGACAACAUUUUUUCGACCCCACAUAUGUGACCCUGGACCACAAAACCAGUCUUAAGUCUCACAGGAAUAUUUGUAGCAAUAGCCAAAAAAUACAUUGUACAGGGCAAAAUUAUCGAUUUUUCUUUUAUGGCAAAAUCAUAGGAUAUUAAAGAUCAUGUUUCAUGAAGACUUUUUGUAAAUUUCCUACUGUAAAUAUAUCAAAACGUCAUUGCUAAGAAUUUCAUUUGGACAAUUUUAAAGGUGAUUUUCUCUAUAUUUCGAUUUUUUUUGGCACCCUCAGAUUCCAGAUUUUCAAAUAGUUGUAUCUCGGCCAAAUAUUGACCUAUCCUAAAAAACUACAGGUGAAAAUCAUUUUCUAAAAAAUGACUGGUUUUGACUGGUUUUGUGGUCCAUGGUCACUUAUUUGAACAGAGUACAGAGGACAAAAACUUCCUAGAUAAAAACAAAAUAACAUAGAUGAUUAUAAGAUUUGUCUGGUUUCCAUAAUUUUCAUUAUUCGUCAUUAUGUUGAUUUGGCUAAUGUUAAUUUUGGACCCUGUAUUCACCUCUUCCGAAUAAAUCUGAACUGUUUUGAACUGCUUUUCUUUACAAUACUUUGCAAAAGCCUCUUAAAGUUGUUAUACCAUUUCUUCCUUCUUCACCUUUUAUUUUACUGCCUGAAAACACCAAGCUGAUGCCUUCAGAUGUUUUAUGAGGGGUAAAUGUGAGGGGAGUUCAAGCUCUUUUUUCUCUCUUAUCGGCUUUUCUGCACCGCGUGUGGACGCUCCUUUUGUGCUAUCAACGAUUCUUUCAGCCCAGCACAGAGGAAGUCAUUAAUGAGAGCCCACUCUCCUUGUCCUUUUUAAAAUACACAUUUCCUCGUCUUUCUCCCCACGCCUUUCAUUAUAGCCUCACCAACCCAUUUCGUUUCUGUGUGUGCAUUUGUGUUGUCUUAACUGCUGACCCAAGCAGCCACUAUGUCACUAACAUUGUUUCCUUCUUAAGUAUUUCAUCACCUCUGUCUCAAGGGUACCACUAUCUGUCAGUUAUAAGUGCAUCACUUCUGCCACGCUGUAUUUGUACAUGGGUCAUCAAGCGAAAUAACUUUUAAUACUUACCUGACACUUUUGCCUCACAAGCAAACUGUAUGAAUAGCCUUAAAAGUUGACAUCCUUUGAAAGAUGCCCACUCUGUGCACAUAGUUGAGUAUAUUCAGAACUAUUCAUUCAUCAUAUUCAAUAAUAUUUACUCUAGCUGUGGCUUGCAUUUUAAGUGCUGAGAAACACGUUGUAGAAUGCAGUAAAUCCUAAAAGCUUUAACACGAAUGAGAUUUCAAGCCAAUAUCCUUAUUAAAAAGUCAUUAUGCUCAUUCUGAAAUGUCUUGGCAAAUGAAAUAGAAAUCUGUUUCUGUCAGAGUAAGAUGAGAUUAUUUCCCUUUCGAGUUCAUGUAUCAAGGCGCACAUUAAAUGUUGCAGAGCGCAUGUCGUUUACAUUUAUCUUCAUUUUCUCAAAAUUAAAACUGCAGUCCAUAUGGUGUAUACAGUGUGAGUGGAACAAGUCCAACAUAUUGAAAGCCUCACAUACAUUGCAUGUAAUCUGUCAGGCCUGAUAUAGCAUGAUGAUGUAUAAUUUGUAGUCAUUAUUCUGACAACAUUUUGUUUUAUACUUGAUUUAAAGGUGUACUUAGUCAGUUUUGUUUGUUGCACUGAAUGAUAUGGCAGAUUUAUUCUACCAUGACUAAAACAUUUCACAAGUGGACAGUUAUCUGUUUUUUUUUUUUUUUAAGAAAUUGAUAGUUUUAUUCAGCAAGAACACAUUAAAUUGACCCAAAAAUGACAGUAAAUACAUUCUAUUUAUUUAACUUUCAAAUAAACACUGUACUUUUGAGCUUUCUAUCUAUCAAGGAAUCCUGUAUCAGUUUCCUCAAAAA